Messenger RNA from Mastomys coucha (southern multimammate mouse), 4653 nucleotides. It is a transcript of the gene Klhdc7b, whose product is annotated as kelch domain containing 7B. Gene Ontology annotation, molecular function: protein binding. The record is from RefSeq and is a predicted model, not a curated record. Lineage: Eukaryota; Metazoa; Chordata; Mammalia; Rodentia; Muridae. Bases 35 to 3808 code for a protein of 1257 amino acids. The transcript has a single exon.
CAGGGCUCUUCACAGCGAAUCUGCAGUCCUCGCCAUGCUCCUGGGCGCUCUAGAGGCUGGUGGGCCCCUCUGGGGCUGGGAUGGUGAUGACGGAGACGAUGACUGGGAUGCAGCUGUACUCACCUUGCUGGCACUAGCAGUGGUGGCCACCUUAGCACUGGCUUUGCACUGGUUUGGCUCCAGGGAGGACCAGGAGACAGGAGGAUCAGCAUCCGCAGCCCCAGGCGUGCAACCUGCUCAGGCAGGAGGAGUCAGGCAGGCCUUGCACCCAAAGUCCAAGGAUAAUGAUGCCAGUGAGGGGCAGAGCAAGGGACAGAAGACACCAGAGGCUCCCGGAGAUGGCCAGAGGAGAUCUGCUGCAGCUAGGACCCAGGACCCAGAGCCAUCAAUAGACAGAAGUAUGGCUUCAGAUGUCCGGCUGCUGUAUAAGACUCCUGGAGUGGUGGCCAGCAGAGGGACCACCCCAGCAUCCCUGGGAAAGAAAAGAAAGGAGCCAGCCGGGCCAGAAACUUCCUCCCUGGGCCACCGCAAAGCAAGGGAUAUUCCUGUCCCCAUCAUGAUCCGCUUUACCCCUCGAAGUCUCGACAGCAAGACAGAGAUGCAGCUGGAGGCAACUGGAACCUAUGGUAAGGGGACAGCUGGGCAAGGCCCUGUCCACACUGAACAACAGGACACCAGCCCCUGGCACCUGCCUGGGGGGCUUCCUGGCCCUCUGGGGAGAGGCCUAGGCAGCUUUCGUCGGCGACGGCAGCCUGGUGUCAGCUCAGGAGACAGACCCUGCCGUCCUCUAAAACUGGAUCCUCUCCGCCUGGGCACUGUGGUGAGUGUGUGGGAUGCUGUGGAUAUGGCAGGUCCGGCCAACCGGGGCAUCCUCACCAGCAGUCCCCUUGCAGGUCCCUCAUCACACCACUCAGACAAGGGGCUCAAGGUUCCUCAGGAGAUGGGCCUAACUGAUGCUGUGGGUAGUCGGCCCCAGGUGGACUCCUUUGAGGAUGCGUGUGGGAAAAGCAACCUCCGCCUCCCUCCUACCUGUACUGCAGGGUCAGGGGCUAAAGGUGCUGAGAGCAAGGAGACUGGAUCUCCCACCCCUAGGGAGACUCAGGGCAUCCUGGCUAGUGAGGAAGCCAGGCCCCAGGAGAGUGGGGAAGCUGUUGUCACCAGCAACGUCAGCCCCUCCCAAGGUGCCUUACCAGAGGAUCUGCACUCUGAGGCGUGUGCCGUGGGCCAAAUGGCUGGCCAGAGCAAGAUGGAGAAACUAGGAGAGGGCCACCUCACUGGGAGAGGGAGAGGGUCGUGUCAAGACGAGGAAAAGAAGCACAUAGCUGGCAGGCCAGCUACAGACCAGAGCCUUGGGCUUAUCAUGGAUACAAGGAAGUCCACGCAUGGCUUCAGCUGUACUCCCUCCCACACCCUUCCAGCCUCUGCUCCAACACAGGACACUGAGCUGGUUCCAUCCUCUGCCAUGGAAGUGCGUCCCAGCCCCGGGUUCCUUCACUCAGUCCCCACCUCUGCUCCUUUAAACAAUCUGCCCCUGGAUGUUACCCAGGGUCCUUCUGGUGGUGACAGCCUCAGAGCAGGGUCAGCCCCCUUUCCAACCCCAACUUUAACCUCAGCAGGAGCCUCAACUUCAGCUCCAGUAGCGGUCCUAGCACCUCCCUCAGUAUCACCCCCAACCUCAGCCCCAACCCCAACUUCAACAGGAACCCCAUCUCUAACAUUACCCCCCUGCCUAGCCCCAGUUACAGCCUUAACCAUAAUCUCAACAUCAACUCCAUCUCCAACAUCACCCCCAACCCCAUCCUCAACUCCAGUCAUAGCCUUAACCCCAAUCUCAACAGCAACCCUAGCCCCAACAUCACCCCCAGCUCUAGCCUCUGGCCUAAUUGCUGCUCAAGGUCCUGCAGUAGACAGUGAGCCAAGGCCUAUGUCUACGGAAUCUAGUGUGGGCCUCUCCAAGAGCUCCCCGGGAAGACGAAUCUCAAAUAGCUGGGGCAAUUUAAUUACUAUGGUUCUUAGAAGCCACCCCUUCCCCAGGCAAGAAAAGGCCCAAGGCAGUGCCCCAAGGGCAGAUCCUGAGAGUCCUGUAGGUCUUGGACCAUCCACAUACUCUGAAGAUACACAGCCAGGGCCCUCCUCUGAAGGAGCCAUCUCCAGCCUCCAGGACAAACACAGACCAGCCUUAGUCACACCGGUAGGUUCAGGGAGCCUAGCUGAGACUAGAUGUGAAACAGAGCCAAUGAGUUUAGAUGCUAAUGCAUCUCUCGCCCCGGACCCUAGAGGGGAUGAAACCAAGCAGAAGUGUCUGGACUUGCUGCCCCCAGCUGCAGAGCCUGUGGCUACCCCUGUUCUGGCACAGCCCGGUCCUGUACCGUCUACUUCUAUGAGGCAGGAUGCUCAGCCCGUCCCUCAGCCUCGGCAGCGGAGGAGGAAACGCAGCAUAGCUCAGAGCUCUGAACACAUACUGACCCAAGAAGAACCCCAGCAGCCCCAGGGGCAGGUGCUAAAGGAGGGAGCCAGACCUACAGACAGUAGGGACAUGCUCACAGAGAAGCAGAAAGAGGCCCAAAAGCUUAUGGUUUUUCUGCAGAAGCCUGGGAGUUGGGGAGUGGUGGAGGGGCCUCAUAAGUACUGCUCACAGACCUUGAAGCCUAGCACAGCCGUGGCACUAUGGCCCCCAAAGCUCGAUCUAGGGAGCUGCUUGGAGGUUUUGGCCUUCGCCCAGCAGCAUGGAGAGCUGGGCUUAGCCCAGGAGACCUAUGUCUUGAUGAGCAACAACUUACUGCACGUUCUGGGAGACCCACACCUCUACCGGCAGCUGAGUGGAGCCGACAGGGAACGCAUCCUGAACCUGCGGACUUGCCAGGGUCAGACAGUGCUGGGGGUCCUCGUGCUGCCCAGCCUUUAUCUGGUGAGCCGUUCAGGGCUCACAAGGGGCCCUCCUAGUGAGGAAGGUCCCACCACCAGGUCUGAGCAUCUUCACACAUACCUCCAUGUGUUCAACCCACAAGAGAAUGUGUGGCGGCCCCUGACUCAAGUACCAGAGGAGGUCCCCCUUCGGGGAUGUGGCCUCUGCACUAUGCAUAACUAUCUGUUUCUGGCAGGUGGUAUCAGGGGUUCUGGUGCCAAGGCUGUCUGCUCCAACAAGGUAUUCUGCUACAAUCCUCUGACCAACAUUUGGAGCCAGGUUCGGCCCAUGCAGCAAGCCCGGGCCCAGCUCAAGCUGGUAGCCCUGGAUGGGAUGCUUUAUGCCAUUGGUGGUGAAUGCCUCUACAGCAUGGAGCGCUAUGACCCACGCACAGACACCUGGACCUUGAGAGCAUCCCUCCCUGAGGGCACCUUCCCUGUGGCCCACGAGGCUGUGGUCUGCCGAGGAGAAAUCUAUGUCACAGGGGGUCAUCUCUUUUACCGCCUGCUCAGGUACAGCCCUGUCAAAGACUCAUGGGAUGAGUGCCCUUACAGUGCCAGCCAUCGACGCUCCAGUGAUAUGGUGGCACUAGGGGGCUUCCUAUACCGGUUUGACUUGUUGCGGGGUGUAGGUGCUGCAGUGAUGCGCUACAACACAGUGACAGGCUCCUGGAGCCGGGCAGCCUCCCUGCCACUGCCUGACCCCGCCCCACUCCACUGCACAGUAUUGGGCAACACCAUUUACUGUCUCAACCACCAGGUUACAGCUACCUUCACGGUCUCAGAGGGGACUGCCCUGUUUCAGGCCAAGGAGCUGCAGCCCUUCCCACUGGGAAGUAAAGGGGUCCUCUAUCCAUUCACUCUGACUCUGCCCCCUAAGACCUGGUUGCAGACCACAAUCUGAGUGCUGGGAAACAAGCAGAACUGUGCGGCUGCUGCUGUGGGGACACCCUGCUCUGGGCGGGUCUGAGUGGACCUGGGGUGUGGGGAAAAGCCUAUGGUCAGAACUUCCUGUUCUUAUACCCAAAGCUUUCCCCAUCAGGUUAAGUACUGUUACUUAUGUUUGAAGUGAGAUCCCUUCUACGUCUCUCCUCUUGGACCCCCGGCUUCCCCAAUCCCUCUUGGGUCCCACUACACCUUGCUUGUUUUGGCCCAGGCCCUCCCUCACCCGCUUAGGAUGUCUUAGUUUUAUCAAAACCACUUCUGCUUGUGGGAUCCUUUGGUACUCAGUAGAAACAUUUCAACUUCCUACGUUCCCUCAAGAUAGAAGAAGAAGCAAAGAGCUCCUCAGGAAAUGUCCUCAUUCUGGGAUUUUUGCUAUCCUGAGGCUUGACUCUCCUCCCGGGUCUGAGUACCACUUGAAUAUCCUAUCUCCUGACUGGAUAAUCACUCUACAGCCCACAAUCCCAGCCCAGACUGGCCCAGGACCACUGGGCACCUUGUGAGUCUCCCUUCAGCUUCUCCCACAUGGCUCUUACAAGCUCUCCUCUAGAUGAGCCCCGUGUUUUACUCUAGUUAUACUUUUUUGUUACUGGUGUGAACCAAUACAAAGCAUUUAACCCUGUCUGGACACCUGUCAUUCAGGAGAGCCAUGGGUACAGGAUCACCAAUGGCCAUCUGGCUUGGUACCUGGGACAGUCAAAGUGACAUCCUUUCAUCCACCGAAGGCCCACAUUAGGCAGGUAAAUAAAUCUGAGUACUGUUGCUUGUCCUGACUUCAACCUGAUUUAUCUCAAGUGGGCCAUUUUU